Molecule: messenger RNA, 1603 nt
Organism: Chlorocebus sabaeus (green monkey)
Lineage: Eukaryota; Metazoa; Chordata; Mammalia; Primates; Cercopithecidae
Source: RefSeq, a predicted model, not a curated record
GUUGCCCUGGCUGGUCUCUUAAUUCCUGGACUCAUGCAAUUCACCUACCUCCACCUCCCAAAGUGCUGGGUUCACAGCAUGAGCCACUGUGCCUCGCCAUAGUAUGUCUUUAUGCAAAGUAGAAGUGACCCCCUUCUCAAGGCAUUUUAUUUCCAUAUGUCUGAAAAUUGUUACAAUGAACGGAUUCUGUAAUAACAAGGCAUUUUACUGCCAUCUACUGGUAAAUUAUCAUAAUAAAUUUACAAAUUACAAUAUCAUGUGAAUGGUGUCCACUUAAAAGUGAUAUCCUUCAAGACUAGUGAACAAUACAGUCAGGAUGGCUAAUAGUAACCCCAGGAAACCAAGAGGCAAGAUGUCUGCUUUUGCCUUCUUUGUACAGAUGUGCAGAGAAGAACAUAAGAAAAACCCAGAGGUCCCUGUCAAUUUUGCAGAAUUUUCCAAAAAGUGCUCUAAGAGGUGGAAGACAAUGUCUGGGAAAGAGAAGUCUAGGCCAGGCACAGCAGCUUAUGCCUGUAAUCUCAGCACUUUGGGAGGGUGAGGCGGGUGGAUCACCUGAGGUAAGGAGUUUGAGACCAGCCUGGCCAACAUGGUGAAACCCCGUCUCUACUAAAAAUGCAAAAAAUUAGCUGGACGUGUUGGUGGGUGCCUGUAAUCCCAGCUGCUGGGGAGGCUGAGGCAGAAGAAUGGCUUGAACCCAAGAGGCAGAGGUUGCAGUGAGCUGAGAUUGUGCCAUUGCACUUCAGCCUGGGCAACAAGAGCAAAACUCCAUCUCAGAAAAAAAAAAAAAAAGAAGAGAGAGAAGUCUAAAUUCGAUUAAAUGGCAAAGGCAGAUAAAGUGCACAAUGAUACAGAAAGGAAGGAUUAUGGACCAGCUAAGGGAGGCAAGAAGAACGAUCCUAAUGCCCCCAAAAGGCCACUGUCUGGAUUCUUCCUGUUCUGUUCAGAAUUCCACCCCAAGAUGAAAUCCACAAACCCCGUCAUCUCUAUUGGAGAUGUGGCAAAAAAACUGGGUGAGAUGUGGAAGAACUUAAAUGACAGUGAAAAGCAGCCUUAUGUCACUAAGGUGGCAAAACUGAUGAAGUAUGAGAAGGAUGUUGCUGACUAUAAGUCGAAAGGAAAAUUGGAUGGCGCAAAAGGUCCUGCUAAAGUUGCCUGGGAAAAGAUGGAAGAGGAAGAUGAAGAAGAGGAGGAGGAAGAGGAGAAGGUAGAUGAAUAAAUAAACUGUAAAAAAAAAAGUGAAAUCCUUCUUCAGGGCAAAAUUCAUCCAACUAAAUGUGUUAAGUCUGUGAUUUGGCACUGUUGUGACGAACCCUGCAGACAGUAAAAUGUAGACACUUUCUAGGUGGUUUUGUUCUUUUUUUCCCCUGUUUUGUUACUGUUUUUCUUAAACACAUCAUUGAAGUAUUCACUGUCAGUCUUAUCACUGCAAAGCUUAAGCCUAUUUAGACAUACAUGAAAGUAGAAGUCCAAUAAAUACAAAUCAAAUUAUCAAAGAACAAUUGAUUUUCUUCACUCUAGUCCAAAUCUAGAACAAUCCUGGAUGUUUUAGGACUGUUUUUCUUGCUCAAAACAUUUUAUGAAAUAGCCUGAUCACCUCUUCAGA